This is a messenger RNA of Magnusiomyces paraingens, 465 nucleotides long. RefSeq lists its product as uncharacterized. NCBI's taxonomy places the organism in Eukaryota, Fungi, Ascomycota, Dipodascomycetes, Dipodascales, Dipodascaceae. Gene Ontology annotation, biological process: mitochondrial electron transport, NADH to ubiquinone. Bases 1 to 465 code for a protein of 154 amino acids. The record is from RefSeq and is a predicted model, not a curated record. The transcript has a single exon.
AUGCUUAGACUCGCCCCCAGAAAGACCGCUGUCGCCUCCACAUCCAGAUUCUUCUCAACUUGCCUGCGGUUACGUCAAACUGCUGUCGACACCGACAAGGAGGCCCGUGUUGCCGAGAUUCUUUCCAACCAGGCCCCCAACCGCCAUGACACUUGGGCUCCUUCGCAAAAGCCCCGUGCUGAGGCUCUCUCUGGUGUCCGUAUUGUUCAGCGCGACAUUGAGCUGCAGCCCCGCCCUUAUGCCGGUAUUGAACUGAUUGCCCAGAAGCCUAUCGAGUACUUGAGUGGCCACGACAAUAUUGCCGUCUGUGACGGUGGUAGAGGCGUCCAGGGUCACCCCAAGAUCUUUAUCAACCUCGAUAAGCCCGGUGCUCACCCAUGCCAGUACUGCGGUACCAGAUAUGCCCACGAGAAAUACAAAGCUGGCAUUGAGUCUGGUGAAUUUCCAAACAAUGUCAAGUCCUAA